Molecule: messenger RNA, 1018 nt
Organism: Cuculus canorus (common cuckoo)
Lineage: Eukaryota; Metazoa; Chordata; Aves; Cuculiformes; Cuculidae
Product: forkhead box protein D4-like 1
Exons: 3
Coding region: 77-721 (214 amino acids)
Biological process (GO): cell differentiation; anatomical structure morphogenesis; regulation of transcription by RNA polymerase II
Molecular function (GO): DNA-binding transcription factor activity, RNA polymerase II-specific; RNA polymerase II cis-regulatory region sequence-specific DNA binding
Source: RefSeq, a predicted model, not a curated record
GAAAACACAAUUAGCAAACCCCGUAAUCUGCACUAAUUACCAGGCCGCUGGGUCUCCCCCUCCGGCUGCCGGGACCAUGGGGGAGAUGACGGUGGCCGGGGAACGGCGCCCGCCCGGAGCCUCCUUCUCCAUCGAAUCCCUCCUGGCGGAGCGGGGGGACAGGGCACCCCGCAACCCCGCUGCCCCCACGCCCUCACCCGGGGACAAACCCUCGCAGUCCUACAUCGCCCUUAUCUCCACCGCCAUCCUCUCCUCCCCGGAGAAGAAGCUGCUGCUCUCCGACAUCUACCAGUGGAUCAUGGACAACUAUCCCUACUUCAAGAACAAGGAGAAGAGUUGGCGCAACAGCGUCCGCCACAACCUCUCCCUUAACGAGUGCUUCGUCAAAGCCGGCCGCAGCGACAACGGCAAAGGCCACUUCUGGGCCAUCCACCCUGCCAACCUGGAAGACUUUGCCAAAGGUGACUACCACCGCCGGCGCGCCCGGCGCCGCGUCCGCAGGGUGAACGUCGGCUUCUACCACCCCUACGCCCUCUACAGCCUCGGCUGCUGCUGCCCCUGCUGCCCCCCGGGCCCCCCCCUCGCCCUGCCCGCGCUGCCCCCCAUCGCCCUGCCCGCAGCCCCCCGACAGCGCCCGCCCGAGCGCCCGCGCUGGCCGUGGGGACGCAGCCCCGCUCUCCGGGGUCCCGGCCCCCUCCUUCCCCGAACCCCCUUCCUCUAACCCCUGGGGGGGGCCUAAAAGAUGCCCCCCCCAAAACAUGGGGGGCAGCUCCAGGUGGGAACUGCUCAGGGACACUGGGGGUGACACCUCGCUCCCGGCACCCUGAGCCGAGGGGUCGCGUGUACCCCUAUGAGCUGGAUGGUGGGGUGCCCCUGAGGGCCCCCCCGUGCCCAUGUCCCAAUGGGGCUCCCCCCAUCCAAUCCCUGUGUCCCAAGGGGUCCCCCCUCCCCAGGACCCCCUCGUGCUCCCACCUUCCCCAUAACCCAACAGGGACCCCCACUCAUUUCCAAGCCCUAA